UCCAAGAGUGACACAAUCUUGUCGAAAAUUCCCUGUCUGCCGAGCAUCUAGAAAUAAGAGGAACGAUCAAUUAAAUUGUCUGAAAUUUCCGUCAAAAUCAUUACAUUGCUGUCGAGAUCCAAUCGUUAAUAGACAAGUUGUUGAAGCAAAAUUAUUUACCAGAGAGGUUGACCAGGUAGCUGCUUCGCAACGUAUCUCAAAUAUUGAAUCUUCUACAUCAAAUGUCUGCUUGAAAAAAUAUGAGCCACAGGGGGUAACUUUCGAAGAAAAGCGUUCGAGCGAGGGCGAGCAGUUUAAAUGUAAAUUCAACGAGAACACUUGGAAGCAAAGCAGUACACCACGGAUCGUAAGGGCCAUUCGACAGAACAGCAAGAAACUCGGUCCAAAAACAAUUCGAUCGGUAACGUCUUAUCAACUACGUACAGGCAACAGUAAAAGCAGCGUUGUCGUGCUUUAUCACGGUAGAUUCACUAUUCCUCCAUCAUCCUCUUCGAAAGCUCUCGUGCUUUCCAAACUUUCAAAAUCCGACGAAACGGUACAAACAAAGCAAGUAUCGCGAUCGGAAGUUACAAGUCCUACAUCACCUCAUAAGGCCAAAGUCAUAGAAACUCCGGAAACUCUGUCUCCGAGAUAUCCACUACAUCGACGAAAAACUUGCAAAAGAUAUCGCUGCGUAUCGAGGCAACAGCCUUCUCUGAAUGUAAACAUUUAUCACGCGAAUCAAGUAGAGCGAUUUGUAUCGCCGCUGGAGUAUCAGUGGGCUCCGCUUAAAAGGCAAAUAGAAAUAAAUUGCAAGCAUAAGAAUCCACAGUGCGUAGAGUGCAAGCUUCCCAAAGAUUUUGUCAGGUCUCAAUCGAGAACAAUUACUUGCCACAGCAACAAACACGCAACGAAUCAAAGUUCACCUCAAUGUAUCGAAGAAGAAAGAGCUUGGGAGAAACGAUGCUCAUGCAGCGUUGAAGACGCCGCUUUGAAACCUAUGAACUAUCGUCAAAGGAGAGUGGAGACGGAGUACGCGAAAGACCAAAGGCAAUCGGCACCUUGCUCGCAUCUGGGCUUGCCGAUGCAGCAGAUACAAGCUCGCUCGAAAGAAGCGAACAUUAAAUCAGCAUUCGUCGUGAAUAAGAUAGACGAAACGAGUCGUGUGUUUCCUUUUCAAGCUACGCCUAGUGGUAAUCUCAAGAUCAUUCCAAAUCAGGUUGUAUUCGAGUCGAGGAAGUUCAGCGUUUUGGUUGCUGAUCCGCGACACACAAAGGUCAACGUCAAGGCCGAGCUUAAUCGACCAGGUGUUAACGUUGGCACAUCCGUAUCUGACUCCUCGAAUCGAACAAGAUAUAUUGAUCUUCCACCUGGCAUCACGCUGUCGACGAUCGAUCAGUUACAGGCACAAAAGAAGUUACCAUAUAUCGAAGGAAGUUAUAGAUCACGAACGCAACCAAGUACAAAGUUUUAUUCAUCAGAAAUGGAUCAAAAUCAUUCGGUUCAAUCGACAUCUCACCAACUUCCUCCAAUGAACGAAGUACCACUCGCCUCAUUGGGAUUUACGAAUGAGCAGCCGAUCAAUUGGAAUAAUAUAAUUCUCCCUGAAAAGACUGACUUGUAUCAGGAAUUAGCUAGACGUAUCACAAAUUAUAAGAAUGCUGACUGCGUCGUUCGAAUUGAUCAUGACGAGUUUCAUUGCCAUCUCCUUGUUCUGCAAAGUUACAGUACAUUUUUCGAUGAGCAAAAUUGCAAAGUUAUCGACUUGUCUGACAGCAACGUGACUUCCAAGGCUUUCUCUAUUAUUUAUGACUGGAUGAUAAGUCCAAUCAACGAAAGUUACCAACUAUUACGAAGAGAUAAUAUAUUAGAAAUUUUCAUGGCUGCGCAAUAUCUGGGUAUGAAAGAAUUAGAAGAGCAAUGCUGGGCAUUUAUUGACAACGACGAGCUCUUCUCCGAAGAUACUGCUUUUCUAUUAUACUUGGAAGCAAAGAAGAUAGAAAAUACUGCAGUAAUGGAAUUGAUGGUACCGAGAAUAAUGAAAUUUUUCUUGAUGCUCGUUAGCACAAAGGACUUUUUGGAAUUGUCAACAGACGAACUAUGUUUGUUAUUAAAAUCUAAUUAUAUUUGCGUCAAUAGCGAAAUGGAAGUUCUAAUGUCAGCCGUAAGAUGGUUGAUGCACGAUUGGAAUGAAAGAAAGAAAUAUAUGUUACAAGUGCUGAAAUGUGUUAGAUUUGGACUUAUAGCUCCGUGGCAAUUGGUAGAUGUCAAAAGAAAUCCUGAAAAUCCAGAAUUUAUGGAGUUGAUGUCUUAUCCUGAAGUACAAAAAAUGGUGGAUGAUGGUCUUGCGUUUGUUAUUAUAAAAUAUUGGUAUGGUAAUCAAACUGAAGAUUAUUAUCAUUGGAUCGAUUUGCUUGGACUUAGUGAACCGACUAAUCGCAACUGGGCAGGAGAAGACAAAAAUUAUGUUACGUAUCGCGAGUUUCUGUUAUAUCUUGAAGAGUAUCAAAAAAUCAAUACCUUGGAAAUGCAAACAAGGAAAAAUCGAGCAAAACCUACACCUCCUACUUCUCCUCCUAAAGAUAGCUCAUUAUUAUCUCUGGAGAGAACACAUACGGAUUGCAAUAAAAAUCAUUGUUGCACAGAUUCUCAUCUUUCAGAGCAAUACACAAUGCAGACUGGAGAACCCAAAAAAAAUGUGUCAAAAGUCGCGACUUCAUCGGGCAUGGUCAUGUCACCUGAAAUCUUAACCGCUUGUCUUAGUAAUAUGGGUAGAAAUAAUAAUAUAACAGCGAACAAAGCACAGUGCGACGGAAAUAGAAACAAUAAAUCUAUUGUUAACGAUACAAAAUAUUAUGCGUCAGGUGAAUUACCACGAAAAUCUUUGGACUUUUUGAAAAAUACGAAAUGUAUGUACGAACAUCAUCAGUAUGAGGCCCCAAUGAUUACGGAUAAAUCGACAUAUGAAGGCCGACCAAAAAAAAAAGUUCAUAAUUGUAAGCACUGGGAACAAAAUGGUAUAAAGAAACAACAGAAAGUGAUGAAAGAUUCAAGAUGUACAAAAGAUUCCGAUUCAGCUAAAUCCGAAGAAGAAGCAGCCACUAUGAUACAAGCUACGUAUAGAGGAUAUAAAGUCAGAAGAAAAUUUGACGAAAUUAAAAAAUCAUCCUUGGAAGGAAAACAGAACACUCAUAAAGUAGCCGAGUUGUUAUCUAUGUCAACGAGCCAAUGCGGAUGGUCACUUCAGAAAUCAGUUAAAGCAUCCAACAAUAUCGCGAAUUAUACAAAAAAUACAUUGCAUUACAUCUGAUAAAAGUAAAUUAGUUGUGCAAUGUAACAAAUGUUUAGUAAUCAAUAUAUAUAACUAGAAAAACUUUUUCUCUGUGUAAAAUACUUUAUGUUUUAUAUAU
Molecule: messenger RNA, 3389 nt
Organism: Vollenhovia emeryi
Lineage: Eukaryota; Metazoa; Arthropoda; Insecta; Hymenoptera; Formicidae
Exons: 20
Coding region: 980-3289 (769 amino acids)
Molecular function (GO): protein binding
Source: RefSeq, a predicted model, not a curated record